Lucilia sericata (common green bottle fly) is the source of this 1674-nucleotide messenger RNA. Its product is annotated as neuropeptides capa receptor. Gene Ontology annotation, molecular function: neuropeptide receptor activity. The transcript is spliced from 7 exons. Gene Ontology annotation, biological process: neuropeptide signaling pathway. The record is from RefSeq and is a predicted model, not a curated record. The annotation marks the transcript as partial. Lineage: Eukaryota; Metazoa; Arthropoda; Insecta; Diptera; Calliphoridae. Gene Ontology annotation, cellular component: plasma membrane.
UUUAAUAAAUUAAUAACUAACCUUCAAUAAUAAUUAAUAGCAAACGUGUUAUACAUAUAAUAUUCAUAUACACUUCAGCGUUUAAAUAUUUAUAAAAUAAAUUAAAAUUUCCUAGAAGUUUCAACAAGAUAAAGUUUUGAAUGAGAAAAACAAAAUAAACAUAACCCAAAGCUAUUUCGAAUAAAGCUAAAAUGUUAAAGUGAAGAAAAGAAAAGAAUUUCCAAGAAAUAUCAGAUAAUUUACACAAGACCAGCACAAAAGUACUAAAACACAAAAAGUAACAAGAAAAAAACCGCCCCCCCAAACAAAAUAUGAUUGAAAUGUUUGAUGUGAACAAUUUAAAUGCGACAGCCACAAUAACAAAUAUAAUAGAAAAUGUUAAUCAAAGUAAUAACACUAAUAAUGAUAAUCUGCUAUUGUCCUCCUCCUACUCCGCCAUUACAACGUCGUCAUCGUCUGCCUACGCGAGCCAACAACAAAAUGACACCACGGACACAACAAUGUUGCUCACGGAUUUGGUAGUGAAUGCCACGGCGGCUGUUGUUGAUUAUGCCACACAAUGGUUGACAACAACAAUAGCAACAACUGCCGCAAAUUUAACCAGUAGUAUCAGCAAUGAAACCACAACCACAUUGUUUCCACCCACCGAUAGUAUUUUAAAUUAUACCAUACCAUCAUUGUCGUCGUCGUCAUUAUUUGGCGACAGCAGCAGUAGCAGUUUUACAAAUUUUUCAAAUCCUGCCAACGACAACAACAUCAUCAACACCACCACUAGUAGUACCACCUCCACGAUGUUAUCAUCAGCAUCCUCCUCUCCAUUUAUACUAAAUGCUGAUCUCAUUGGAGAAAAUACAAAAUUAGCUGAUGAUAGCAAUUACUAUGAUGACAUGCAUGAAUGUCAUCCAGAAAAUCCAAACUUUAAUUGUUCACGCUCCGAUUAUAUGUUAUUCAUUUUGGGACCCCAAACAAUGCCGCUCUUUAAAUCUCUGAGUACAACAAUUCUAUAUGGUGGCAUAUUAAUUACGGGUCUUUUUGGUAACGUUUUAGUUUGUAUUGUGAUUUAUAAACACUCAAAUAUGCAUACGGCAACAAAUUUUUAUCUAUUCAGUCUUGCUGUGUCAGAUCUUAUUUAUUUAAUAUUUGGCCUGCCCAUGGAAGUGCUUUUGUAUUGGCAUCAAUAUCCGUAUUAUUUUGGUCUGCCGUUUUGUAAAGCGAGAGCUUAUAUAUCAGAAGCAUCAACGUACGUAUCAGUUUUAACAAUAGUGGCAUUUUCGGCGGAACGUUAUAUAGCGGUUUGUCAUCCAUUAUAUUUGUAUCUACAGACUGGUUUUAAAAGAGCCCUACUUAUAAUUGCCGUACUAUGGCUAUGGAGUUUUUUAGGAGCCAUACCAUUUUGCAUAUAUACCGAAAUUAAUUACUUGAACUAUCCCCCAGAUAAUUCAACAAUUGUAGAGUCAGGAUUUUGUGGUUUUGAUACGCCUGAAAAUAUACCCAUAUUUGAGGUUUCAUCUUUGGCCUUCUUUAUUAUACCCAUGUUGGCUAUAAUUUAUUUUUAUUUUUCCAUGGGUGUUAAAAUAUACACAAGAAGAACACAAAAAUUGGGUGUCCAGCAAGGUUCCAUGCAUAAAGAAUCAAGGCAUCUGAAGUCACGUAAAGCCGUCAUUAGAAUGUUGG